AUGAAAGACGACGGUGUUCCUGCAUCAGCUGAGGAGGUCAGAGACUUUAUUCGAAAUUGUCUUCAACAGGCUGCUCUCGUAAACUACUCGCGAGUGUCUGAAUAUGCAUCCAUUGAAAGUGGUCAAGAUACUGCAGGCGACCCACCCAAUUCAGUGAAGUCAAUCUCCGACCUCAUCCAUCUAGCCGAAUUGUGCAUUGAAGUCCUGCGACAAAACGAAGAACAUCACGCCGAGUCGUUCGCCUGGUUCAGCGACCUGCUUACAGAGCAUGCUGAACUGUUCUGGUCUCUCUUCGCGGCCGACAUGGUGAUAGUGAUGGAGAAGAUUCCACCAGAUUGCUGGGACGCUUUCCCUCUCUUCCAAGUGCUCAACGACUACCUCAUAACGGAGGGUGAGUUCUCUCUUCGGUCCUGA
Hydatigera taeniaeformis is the source of this 414-nucleotide messenger RNA. Lineage: Eukaryota; Metazoa; Platyhelminthes; Cestoda; Cyclophyllidea; Taeniidae. The record is from the annotation of a GenBank genome assembly.